UUAUUCAUUGCUUAACGUAUAAACAUGAAAGUAUAUGUCUAAGGCCCAUAGCACACGGCGUUUUUUAAACGCGCUGACGACGCGCAGAGAACGCGCGUAUACACGAUUCAAACGAGAUUGGAUCGCAACCUUGUAACUUAAGCACACGGGGCGAUUAUAAAACCUGCCUCUUCUGCGCGUAUACGCGCAGGUACAGCGGUAAGACGCGCUGUAGUCGCUCGUACCUUUUGCGUUUUGAUCAGAGACUCCUCUUCUUCAGUUGUACAAUGGCGUCGGUUGAGACAACACUGCUUACUUUGGCUUUAGUACUUCUUUUAAAAAGUAAAAAACGUAAAAAAAAGCGAAUUUAUUGGAUAGAUCCAUUUACGAGUGAAAAAAGAUUGAGUGGUCAUUAUCAUACAACUUUUAAAAAAUUGGUAAUACAUAGAAGAUGGAAGAAAUUUUAUAAUUGUUAUCGAAUGUCAUAUUCGUCAUUCCAAGAACUUCUUUUGAUUCUAAAACCUGAGUUAACUCGUCAAAAUACAGCAAUGAGAUCAUGUAUAUCGGCAGAAGAACGUUUGCUCAUCACAUUGAGGUAUUUAGCUACGGGUUGCUAUUUCUCAGAUAUUCACUAUGACUUUAAGUGUGGACAAACGACGGCAGGCAUCAUAGUCCGUGAAACAGUGAAAAUAAUAUGGGAUAAAUUAAAAAACAUCUGUAUGCCAGAACCAACCGAGGAAUCACAUCUAAAAACUGCUGAAGGAUUUAUGAAAUACGCAAAUUUUCCCAAUCUACUUGGGGCUAUCGAUGGGAAACAUAUCAGAGUUAUAAAACCUCAACAUAGUGGAUCAGAGUAUUUUAAUUAUAAAAAAUAUUUUUCCAUCGUAUUGCUUGCAAUAUGUGACGCAAAUUACAGAUUUAUCGAUAUAGAUGUCGGAUGCUAUGGAAAGGCUGCAGACUCAACAAUAAAUGAAUGUAGUGAAUGGACCAAAAAGAUAAGGCAAGGAAAUUAUAAUAUACCAAAUGCGAGACCAAUAUCUAAUAAUGGAGUGCCAAUACCAUUUACGUUUGUUGGAGAUGAAGGCUUUGCAUUAUCUCAACAUUUACAGAGACCUUACGCUGGAAAAAUCUUGCCACGAGAGAAAAGAAUAUAUAAUUACCGCUUGACACGUGCCAGACGAUACAUUGAAUGUACAUUUGGUAUAUUAAGCAACAAAUUUAAAAUCUUUAAUCGGCCACUGAACGUUAGCGUGGACUUCAGUGUGGCUAUUGUGAAAGCCUGUUGUGUACUGCAUAAUUUCAUACGUGAACGUGACGGUUAUAAUUUUCAUAAUUCUUUGAGUAUAGUUGGUUUAGAAGAUCCUCCUGAAGAUGCAAGUUUGAUUUCGAUUGGUGCAAGACGGUCACAGGGACAAUUAAGCGGAACUAUGAUACGAAAUAUGUACGCUGAUUAUUUUAUUAGUGAUGAAGGUGCAGUACCAUGGCAAGAUUCUAAAAUUUAGGGUACCUACCAGUAGCGUAGGGUGAAAAAAAAGAAAAGUAAAGCCAGCACAAAAAAAAGUUUACCGCGUCAAUAAACAAGACGUCAUUAAAUUACUUACAUAAAAGUUCUCAUCAAGACGAAUCAAACGAGCCCAAACUUGAUGGAAUUACUUUGUUUUAUUACGAAGAUCCUAUAGCCGACUUCCAGCUCCAUCGUCAGACCCUGGAAACUGUCUGAAGACAAAGUACUCAUCAAGACAAAUGAAACGAGCCCAAACUCGACGGAAUUACGUUGCUUUAUUACAGAGAUCCCAUGGCCACCCUCCAGCUCCAUCAUGAGACCUUGGAAACUGUCUGAAUACAAAAUACUCAUCAAGACAAAUGAAACGAGUCCAAACUCGAUGGAAGUACAUCGCUUUAUUACUGAGUUCCUAUGGCCACCUUCCACCUCUAUCAUCAGAUCAGUUCUACGUCAUACAUCAUCAUAAUAUUCCACUGUCAUGCGAUUUACACAUUUAUGCAAAAUUUCAGCUUAAUUGGAAACCGACAAGUGGGUCAAAUUUAACUUACAACAUUAUAUUGCAACGGACAAAUGAAACGAAAUAAUAUUCUUAUAAUAAAGAUUGUAAGCUAUCACAGAUCGGCUUUACCCGGCUCAUAUUAUCGACAGUGUUUGCAUGUGGUAGUAAUGUGUAUGUAUGCGUGAAUCGCAUACAUUUCAAACAUUUGAAUUCCCAUAAAUAUGAGCGAGUAAAAUCGGCACGCGUAAAAUAAUAUACGUGUGCGUUUGCGCGAUUCAAAUACAUUGCGUAUUUUGUAUUCAGCUUAUUGAAGAAUAUUUUGUGAAAGCGUGUAAUGCAAGGUGACCGUUUGUGGCAGGUUCCUGCCAUUUUGACAGAUUAAUUAAGGACAAAAAAAGCCUGGCAUAGAUUAAUAAUUUAUAUAAUUAAUUUACUGAGACUCUCAGUAAAUUAAUUAAAUAAAUUCUGCCAACUGCCAGGGUUUUUUUGUCCUUAAUUAAUCUGUACAAAAUGGCAGGAACCUGCCACAAAUGGUCACCCUGGUGUAAUGUAAUUAUAUUGUUUGCGAUAAUUACGUAGAUUAGUCGAAUAGAUUUUUGUAAGACUAGGGCUCAGUGAAGCUAUUGUUGUAAAUAUAAAAAAAAUACAUAUACCUAUUAGAAUCUGCCAAGGGAAGCCGAUGGGAAUCGUGUUGUAUGGAGGCUACGCCACUGGUACCUACCUAAUUACAUGUUCUACUGUUUUACUGUUCUAUGUACCGUCGCACUAUAAACUAUAAUAAAUUAUUUUUAAAUAAAUAUAAGAAAUCUUACCUGCCAGGUUUUUUUCCUUACUGGUUUUUUCAUUAAAAUUGUUAUAAAAAAUUUGGCACAAUUCAUCCCAAGCAUUUCUUUUUAACACUUUGUUUGAAUAUUCGGGCAGUAGUGAAUUCCAUGUAGCUGGACGAUUGUUUAUUUCUGUUAUAAAGCGGUCGGUGUCGAAGGGUUCCAUUUUAAACGAGAUACACGCGCAGCACACAAUAAACCAUUAUUGCAACUGAGGCGCGGGCGCAGUGGUGGACCCCCACCCCCUCUGCCCUACUCCGCUCCUUUGUACGCGCGUUUGUACCGCUUCAAAUGCGCGUAUACGCGCUUCAUGCGCGCGUUUCUAUUAUCAAUGCAAACGCAACAAUUAGCGUUUACAGCGCCGAAGAAGCGCGUUCCUGAAACGCGCGUUAUCAGCGCAUUUAAAAAACGCCGUGUGCUAUGGGCCUAAAUCAAAUGGUUAGUACAUAAAAUGAAAUUUAAAAAAAAAGGUACUACCCACCCCCGCGGUUGUGACAGUACUGGGGGUCAAUAGUGACACGAUGAAAAUACUGUAAUAUGAUCACAAAAUAAGAUAAAAAUACUCUAAAAUGCCAAUAAAACACUUUAAUUGCAAAAAAUAUUUAUUUAUUUUUAUAUAAUAAUCAACUAAAUUAUACUUUCCUAACAAAAGAAAUAAAAUCUUUGAACAUUUUAAUUUCAAGGCACACCAAACAAAAAUAUUCUUCUUCAUCUGAUAUUGACGGUGAUUGUUUCCUUUUCGUUGCUUUACCUUUUCCUUUUCCUUUCGGCUCAUUGAGAUUUUUUUUGAUGCCCUUUGCCUUCAGUCGUUUUUCUUUUGCUUCAUAUUCUUGCCUGACUGCCUCUUUUUCAGGCGUGUCCGUGUAAAUCGUAGACUUCUUGGUUCUAGGUCCUCGCGUUUUUCUUUGGGAAGCUUUUGGAAAGGGCCGAACAAUUUCAGGAGAAAAAACUGAUGGUAUGGCAGAAGUAGAUGGUUGAACAUUGCUAAAAUUUUGGCUUGGUGUAUUGUCUAAUAUAGAAGGUGAAAGUGGUGGACUUUUAUUAUUAGGUCCAAAAUUCUCAGUAACAAAAUUUUCUUCUUGAAUACAGUCAAGGUUGGCAAUAUUUACUAAAAAUGGUGCUAUGGGAGCAUCCUCUUGAUUGUCAGGGAUUGGUCUGCUUAUUACAGGUGAUGGUGCUGCAGGAGAAAUAUCUUCAGUGUCUGUUCUGCUUGUUGUGUGAGAUGGUAUUGCAGAAGCAUUAUUUUCAGUGUCAGGAUUUGGUCUAGUUCUUCCAGGUGACGGUACUGCAGGAAUAUUGUCUUCAGUAUCAGGGUUUGGUCUGUCGGUUACGAAAGAGGGUGCAAAGUCAAUAUCUCCGAACAGAUUACGGUUGUAUGGAUAGAUCCCAGUUUUCAUAAAACCAGCCUGUAUGUUCGCCUGUGUAAGAGCCAGAGGCAUAGCAAUUUUGAUGAUACCUGGUAUAUCAUAUAUUGUCAUCGUUUUACCAGGGUGGCUUCGCAUCCAUCCAUCGCAAGCAGUGUUAAUAGCUUUUUUUAAAGGUCCGAAGACAGACCGGUCGAGAGGCUGAAGCUUGUGAGAGCAAUGUGGGGGAAAUGAAAGUAAAGUGAUCCCGUUUUCUUUACAAUAAUCUAAGGUAUUAAUGUGAAUGUGCGAUGAAUGAUUAUCAAGCACGAGUAACACUUUGUGAGUUAGUGAAGCAUUACAAAAUUUCUUAAAAUGUUUAAGAAAUUCUAAGAAGGAUAGAUCUUGCAUCCAGCCGGAAGGGUUUGCAGCUCCAACAGAUCCAACUGGUCCGUCCCUCACAAAGUGGUCGUGGUAACGAACACGAGGGAAAAUAAAAAACGGAGGCAUGGUAUUUCCCAAGGCGUUCACUGCAAAAGCUACCGUAACUAACGUGCCCCGUUCAGCAGAAGUAACGGCUCCCACUUGCCGCGUACCACGUCUUGCAAUGACUUUAUCAGGUUUUUGGACCGUAGUGACGCCUGUUUCGUCGACAUUGUAGAUAUCCUGUGGCUCGUAAGGAUGUCUAUCCAUAACAACUUGCAAGUUGUCGUAAAAAGCUUCCACAUUUGUUUUAUUGAAACUAGUUGCCCUUGAAAGGCUUGUAGCUUGAGCUACUCGAACAGAUAGAGAAGGAUUUCUAUUCAGGAAGGAACGGAACCAUUCUUAGCCUGCCAUCUCAUUCUCAGCCCAAGUAGCAGGUCGCUUUAGGUUAUAUUGAGUUGCAAGCUCAAAAGCCAACUUCCGCACCUCUUUUGCAGUAAGUCCGAAAUAAAUGUCCGCGCAACGCUGUAAAUAUUUUGACAACUGCUGCUCUUGUUGUUCGGAAAAUACUUUAUUGUGAGCAACAUACCCCAUGCUAAUGCUAUUGUUUUCAUUAUCGCCCGUGCUGGCAUUAUCGCGUUUUCGAACAUACCUUAAUAGUGACAUGCGAUUAACAUCAUGCAUUUCCGCAGCUUGUCGCAAAGAAGUCCCGCGUUUAGUUUCUUUGUAAGCAUCUUCAUACUGAUUCAAGCUGCACUGUGCUCUUGUAGUCUUUCGUUUGCGUAUUCUAGGCAUCUAAAACAAUAAACAACCGCUUUUACUUAUGUCACAACCGUACCCAGUAAAAAUGUCACAACUGUACCCACAGAUCGUUUUAAUAAAAGAAACACCACCACGUCAAAACAAAAUAACCUACAAUAAAUGUAACCACUGAUAUUACACUGCUACUAUUUGAUUUAUAUCGAUGAACAACACUCAAUACCCUAUCAGUAUACAUGUUAUAGCAAUUACGAAAUAAUAAUGAAUCAAAAUACUUACUUUUUGCGUUCAAAAAUCAAAAUGUGCUCGUGGUCACGUACACUCUGCGCGUCGGAUGACGCAACACUGUGACACAGGUUGAGACGUGUGUUGUAACAUCACUAAUUAGUAAUACUAAUUAGUACGUCACUAAUAUAAUAACUUCCGCUAUGAUCUGUCAUCUGUCUUUUUCCAUAUCUUUGGUAUGGGUCGACUAUGUAACUGUGUGAAUGUGUGUUGUGAAAUAAAACUCAAGUAACCCAAGAUCAAGGACUUUCAUUUAUAUAACAUGGUGUCAGAAGUCAAGAAGAACUCAAGUCAAAAAAGUCGAAGUCUGGAAGACAGUCGGUCGCGAAAAUGGACCAGUCGAGUUCCGAGCCAUGCGGCGUGGGCGACCAUAAUGGCGUCCAAGGCCUUAACAGCAAAAUAAAAUCACUGCAAAUUUCGUCAGAUUCCACAAAUAAUAAUGCGGAGGCGUGGAAACGCUGGUGGCAGCAGUUGGAGCUGUAUCUGUUGGCCACGGGUUUGGAUAAGGCACCCGAAAAGCGUAAGAUAGCUAUCUUGUUGCAUCUCAUAGGUGAAAAGGGCUUAAAUAUAUUCAAUACUUUCAACCUCACCAUUGAGAAGACCACGCUUGCCGAAGUCAAGUCCAAAUUUCAAAAUUUUUUUGAGCCCAGAAGGAACAUAACCAUGUGCCGUCACAUGUUCUUCACCAGAAAGCAACAGAAAUCCGAGUCGAUCGAAGGAUUCCUAGCAGAUUUGGAGAACAAAAGCCAAGAUUGUGAAUUUGGAACACUCAGGGAAUCGCUCAUCAGGGAUAUUUUCAUUGCAAAUCUGCAUAUGGAUUUAGCGCAUGUACGUCAGAGACUACUCCAGGAACCUGAUCUGACAUAUCAGAAGAUGCGAGAACUGGCAACAACACUGAUCGUCGCACAGCAGGAUGCUGAAAAAAUUGUCAGUAGUUCCAACGUUGAAAAGUCAGAAAAUGUCAUGCAUCUACGUCGGAGGAGCCGUAGUCGAGGGGAUCGUCGACAGCGAGCUUCACCAGUCGGUCAGCAGGGUUCUGGCGCAGGGAAGUCUCCCAACCCUGAAAGGCGCUCGAGGACGUGUAGCCGCUGUGGGCAAUCUCACCGCUACAAGUGCCCAGCGCAAGGAGUCAAAUGCAGGUCAUGUAAAUCAUUUGGUCAUUUUGCUAAAUAUUGCUUCAAAAAUAAAAAUAUCAGUCAUUUAGAGUCGUUUAAUUAAAGUCAUAGUCAUAAUAAUAAUAAAGAUUAUUUUGUUGGAAUUUUGAAUAGUCAUAGCUCCAGUCAAAGUCAUAAGUCUAAUUGUCAUUUAAAGUCAUAUAACAGUCACUAUAAACAUGUCAAGUCAGCAAGCACACAUUCACUGCACCACUUGUCUCCACCACCACAAUUUACACACAUACAUAGUCAGUCACAGUCAGGGAAUGAUUCCGGUGAUGACAUUGGUGUCAUUCCUGAGAGAUCUCACCGAGACUCAUAUUGUCAGUCUGAGAAAUUAAUUCUCAAGUCAUAUUUCAAUGAUGAUAAUGGUGAUAAUGUCAUGUCUGAGAGGUCUGAAAAGUACCUCGGUGAUGAAAGCAGUCACCAGUCUGAGAAAUUAAUUCUCAAGUCAUAUUUCAAUGAUGAUAAUGGUGAUAAUGUCAUGUCUGAGAGGUCUGAAAAGUACCUCGGUGAUGAAAGCAGUCACCAGUCAGAGAAAUCAAUUCUCAAGUCAUAUUGUCAUAAUUCAAAUAAAAGUUGUGAUAGUCAAAGUGGGUAUCUUAAUGAUGAGUACAGACACAUGUCUGAGGAAUCACCUCACACAAUCACAACAGUCACAUCACCAUAUCACAGUCAACAAGUCACAUCAUCAUUUAGUCGGGUCAAUAUAGUCGAGUCAAAAUAUAAACAUAACAUUAACAAUAGUAAACAGUCUUGGAACAUAAAUGUUAAAGUAGGUCAUUCACAAUUUAAUUGUAUCAUUGAUUCAGGAGCUGAUCUUAACAUAAUGUCAAAACAAACUUUUGAUUCUUUAAAACGUCAACAAAGUCAAAUGUCACUUGUCAAAUGUCACAUAAAUGUCACAGGAUUUUGUGGCAAGUCAAUACCCAUUAUGGGAAAAGUCAAUAUUAAAUGCAAUUUAAUAUUAAAUAAUAACACUGUCAGUGAAAAUAUAGUAUUCAUAGUCGCAAAUUUAGUAUGUCCCAAUGUCUUAGGUCUUCCUACUUGUGAAAGGUUAGGAAUAAUUAAAAGAGUUUUUUCAGUAUCUAAACAAAAUUUUUGUCAACAAAUUCUAACACAAUAUAAUGAUGUUUUUCAGGGUCUUGGCUGUCUACCUCCUGUCUGUCACCUGAAACUCAAACCUGAUGCAGUACCAUGCGUGGAUCCUCCCAGGAGAGUACCAUUUGCGAUGCUUGGAAAGCUACGCGAGGAGUUGGAUCGCAUGGAGAGCAUGCAAGUCAUUGAAAAAGUCACUAAGCCUACAGAAUGGGUGAAUAGCAUAGUAAUUACGGUCAAAAGUUCAGGUCAGUUACGAAUUUGUUUAGAUCCUAGAAAUUUGAAUAAGAAUAUUAUAAGGGAAAUUUAUCCAAUAAAGUCAAUUGAUGAGAUAAGAUCUCAAUUAGUAGGAGCUGUUUGUUUUUCUCAUUUAGAUGCAUUUUCAGGUUUUUGGAUGUUAAGAUUAGAUGAAUAUAGUUCUAAUUUAUGUACCUUUCAAACACCAUUUGGCAGAUAUAAAUAUUUAAGAUUACCUUUUGGCAUAAAUGCAUCAUCAGAAAUAUUUCAAAGAGUUAUGAUGAAUUUGUUUGGUGAUUUAGAAGGAGUCUUGAUAUUCAUCGAUGACAUUCUAGUCUAUGGUCCAAGUGAGUCUAUACAUAAUGAGAGAUUACAUAAAGUAAUGCAAAGAGCUCGUCAAGUUAAUUUAAAAUUUAAUAAGUCCAAAUGUAAAUUUCUAGUUUCUGAAGUCUGUUUUUUAGGUUAUGUCUUUAGUAAAGAUGGUGCAAGGGUUGACCAAGAAAAAGUAAAAGCAAUUGUCAAUAUGCCUACACCACAAAAUGUCAAAGAAUUGCAAAGAAUAUUAGGUAUGAUCAAUUAUUUAGGUCCCUUUAUUAGCAAUUUGUCAGAAAAAACUCAAAUUUUAAGAAAUCUUUUGAAAAAAGAUGCAGUCUGGUCUUGGGAUGAAAAUCAUAAUAAAUGUCUUAAGAGUUUAAUAGAUGAAAUUACAAAGUCACCGGUUUUAGCUCACUAUAACCCCAAUAUUCCAUUAGUCUUGUCAGUAGAUUCGUCUAAGUCAGCAUUGGGAGCAGUCAUUUUACAAAAUAAUAAACCCAUUGCUUAUAGUUCAAAAACAUUAACCACAACUCAGUCUAGGUAUGCUCAAAUUGAGAAAGAAUUGCUUGCAAUUCAAUUUGGUUGUGAAAAAUUUCAUCAGUAUGUAUAUGGUCAUAGAGUCACAGUUCAUACAGAUCAUAAACCAUUAGUCUACUUAUUUGAUAAACCAUUACAUGAUGUACCAGCUAGGUUACAGCGAAUGAUGUUAACUUUACAAAAGUAUGACUUGAAAGUCAUACAUGUCCCAGGUAAACAAAUGUUUAUAUCUGAUACCUUGUCUAGAGCUGCCUUAAAAGAUUAUUAUAUACCAGAAAAUGAGUCAGAAAUAACUUGUCAUGUCAAUUUAAUGUAUUCAAAUUUAGCAGUCACUAAAGACUACAGCACAAAAUUGUCACAACAUACUAAUAAAGAUGAAAGUUUGCAAUUGUUAAAGAAAUAUUAUUAUGAAGGUUGGCCAAAAAGUAAAAGUAAAGUCAGUCAAUUAGUCAAACCAUAUUGGAAUAUACAAGCUGAAAUUCAUGUCGUAAAAGAUUUGUUGUUCAAAGGUUCAAAAUUGAUAGUACCACAGUCUAUGUAUAAGGAAAUGUUGGAUAAAAUUCAUGAAGGUCACCAAGGUAUAAACAAAUGUCUUAAAUUAGCUAGAGAUUCUUUAUAUUGGCCAAACAUGUCAGGUGAUAUCAAAAAUUUAGUAGAACAAUGUCUUAUAUGUGCGAAAUUCAAACCUUGUAACCAAAAAGAACCAUUACAAAAUUUUGAGAUUAAUAAGUAUCCAUGGCAACAAGUUGGUAUUGAUUUAAUGUAUAUUGAUAACCUUUCUUAUUUAAUUGUUACAGAUUAUUAUUCUAAAUACAUAGAGAUAGCUUUGUUAAAUAAAAAUAGUACAGCCAAAAAUGUAAUUACACAUUUAAAGUCUAUUUUUGCCCGUCAUGGUAUACCUUUGUCAUUAGUGUCUGACGGUGGACCUCCUUUCCAAUCUUUAGAAUUCAAGAAUUUUUUACAUGAAUGGGACAUAGAACAUAUUAUUACUAGCCCAUAUCAUGCACAGUCAAAUGGUCAAGCAGAAAGUUCAGUCAAAAUUGUAAAAAAUAUGUUGAAAAAAUGUAAAGAAAAUUCGUCUGAUCCUUAUAUAGCCUUAUUACAAUAUAGAAAUACACCUAAAAAUAAUUUACCAUCCCCAGCACAACUGUUAAUGUCUAGGAAUUUAAGAGAUAAUGUUCCAAAGUCAUAUAAAAAAUUAAAACCAAAGGUUGUAAAAUUUAAAGAUUACAAAGAAUGUGUAAACAAGAAUAAUGUCAAUAAGUCAAAAUAUUAUAAUAGAAAUUCUAAGCCUUUGUCAUUGUUGUAUCCUAAUGAUCAUGUCUACUUUAAAAGAAAACCAAAUUAUAAUUGGGAACAUGCCAUUGUCAAGCAAAGGCUGGCAAAUAAUAGGUCAUAUGUCAUUGAGGAUGUCAAUGGAGUUAGGUAUAGGAGAAAUAGAAUUCACUUAAGGCAUAAGUACUCUCCUAUGCUAUCCAACUCGUCGUCGUCGUUGUCAUCGUCGCAGGGGAGAGAGGAUGGUGACAGUCAGAAGGCUGGACCUCAAGAACUCUCAUCUCAAUCCUCAAGUAGUCAAAUUGUCACACGUUCAGGUCGAUUUGUAAAGCCUUCUCGUAGGCUAAUAGAAGAAAUAGAUUAAGUAUAUAAUUGUAAUCUAAAUUAAGUCAUAAUUAAGUAAAAACCUUUGUCUAUCAUAACUAUGUAUAAUAAAGUCAAUUUUUGUCAAGUCAGUCCAUAGUCUUAAGUCUAUUGUUUGUCAAGGGUUAAUUUAAACUUAACAGGGGGGAUGUUGUAACAUCACUAAUUAGUAAUACUAAUUAGUACGUCACUAAUAUAAUAACUUCCGCUAUGAUCUGUCAUCUGUCUUUUUCCAUAUCUUUGGUAUGGGUCGACUAUGUAACUGUGUGAAUGUGUGUUGUGAAAUAAAACUCAAGUAACCCAAGA
Molecule: messenger RNA, 10901 nt
Organism: Helicoverpa zea (corn earworm)
Lineage: Eukaryota; Metazoa; Arthropoda; Insecta; Lepidoptera; Noctuidae
Product: protein ALP1-like
Exons: 2
Coding region: 267-1481 (404 amino acids)
Source: RefSeq, a predicted model, not a curated record